This is a messenger RNA of Polistes dominula (European paper wasp), 1845 nucleotides long. RefSeq lists its product as uncharacterized. Lineage: Eukaryota; Metazoa; Arthropoda; Insecta; Hymenoptera; Vespidae. The record is from RefSeq and is a predicted model, not a curated record.
AAUAUAAUUUUAUACUUUAUAAUAAUGAAAAUAUGCGAUGUUUGUAUUUUAAAUUACUAUUUUGAACACCCAUUUCAAUGCAUCCAUGUAAUAGGGACAUUUUCGUUUGUCUAGUUUAUAUUAAAAAGUUCUUAUUUUGUCUAUAACCUAUCGUUGCAAUCGUAGAACUAUAGAAAUAUAAAAAAAUGAAUAUAAACAUAUAAAAAAAUCGAGAAUAUUUUAACUUAAUAAUAUUUAAAUGAAUAUUAUGAAAAAAUUAAGUAUUGUGUAUUCUUCAAUGUUUCCWUUUAUAAAAUACAAAAAAGUUCUAUCACUCAUAGAACAUAAAAUAUUGAAUGUAUAAGAGAGGUUAGGUUAAACUUGAUUAUGGCUGAAGGAAAGGAGGACUUUGAUGUUAAUGAAGUUUUUGAAAAAUUAUUAUUUGCUGAAGAUAAAGCACAAGAAUCUGCUUAUGCGGAUGGAUAUCAAACUGGAAAAAAUAGAUUAUUACAAGGAUAUCAUUUAGGAUAUCAUAGAGCAACUAUAGUUGCUGCACAAUUAGCUAAAUUAAAACGUGGUGUACAUCCARAAAUGAACUUUCUUGAUUUUUAAAAUCAAUUUUAUWUUGGAUUGUAUUAAAAAUUAUUUUACAAGAUGAUUCAUUAUGAGGAACAUUUUUCUAAAAUAAUCGAUUUUUUGAAUUUAUAUCAGCAAUUAAUUGAUUGUCAUUUAGUUGACUUUAUCAGUCAUAAAUUGUGGGAUAAAUGUUUACCAGAAUUAUUAAAAUUAGAAUUGGAAAACAUUGAAACGACUAACGAUAUUUGGAAAGAAAAUGAAAACGUUAGUCGAUUAAAUGAAUUUAUACGAAUGACUAAAUCAUUGUCUUUGCAAUCAUGUCCAAUGAUAUUGAAUUAUAAAGAUAUUCCAGAAUGUUUAAAUUUAAAUUUAAAUCUGGAUAAUCAAGAAUUGAAUGUUGAAACAAAUAACAAAGRUGUUGGAUUUAUGAGUGAAAAAAAAUGUCACGAAGUGGAAACACUUGGUCGUGUAAUUGGACAAAUAGCAAAAUCAACUGAAAGUUUGGUAAUAGAUGCAGGCGCUGGAAAAGCUUAUUUGUCUGCAUAUUUAUCGGAUAAUUACAAAUUACCUGUACUUGCAAUCGAUUCAUCAGAUCUUUGAAACAGAGGAGCCUUAACUGGACUGCAUACGUGCGGAUCUUUAGCUCAUUCUAUUAUAAAUGUCUUCCUGCAUAAUAGUAAUUUUAAAAUUAUAUGUUUUGUACCUUGUUGUUAUCAUUUAGUCAACGAAUCGUUUAGCAAAAGAAUGACAUUUUCACGAAAUGCCAGAAUGUUGGCACAAAAGUGUAUAGAAAGAACUAAAAAAACCAAAUUUUUGUCACCAACGUUGUUUUACAGAGCAUUGUUACAAGUACUUUUACAUUCUAUGGGUAAAAAUGUUCAUCUAUAAUUAAUAUAAUUAAUUACAAUUAAAUUUUGCCAGAUUUAGAUUAGGGAAUGAAUGGAGGGCAAGCAGAUAUUGGAUAAAAGAAGAUGAGAAAAUCAUGUGCAGACUAUGUGGGACAGAGAAAGAAACAGGAGUGCAUGUAAUGAAGGAAUGCAAUUACUUGGAAACGGAAGAAAGGAUAGAAGAGCUGAUGGGAGAAGAAGGAAAGGGGAUUGAAUGGAUGAAUGAACUAAUUAGAAGGAGAGAGCAGCGUUAAGAAGCAGUAGCAGAAAGAAGUUGUAAAUAAAUGUGUAUAUGUAAAAAUGUAAAAUGUUAUUAAAUAAGUAUUAUAUUAAAAUGGUGUCGGCGUACCCUAUGUAUCCCGAAAGGGAGUCAUUAUUUUGAAUAAAAAAAAAAUUACAAUUA